UGAGGUUUUGCUUGCGUAUGGCUGUGUAUAUACAGGUGUUUUUAAUGACUCUGUAUGUUAACAUCCAUUCAGAACACUUCCAUACACUCUUCAUUAUAGCAUGUCCAGUUGUAUAUAUAAAGUAGGAAAGCAGAUCUAGAAAUUCAAUGACAUAAUUGAAGUAUUUAAAGUAUAUGUCUAAUUGUAUGUUCUCACUGCUGUGUAUUUAGCAGCUGAAGACUUGUCAGAUUAAAAAAAAAAAGCAGUGAGAAGGGUGGAGAGUGACAGGAAGAAAGCAGGUGAGGAAAUAAUGACACAGAGGUGAGUGGAGUGCUGAGAGAGGGUGACGCUUACAAAGGAGAAGAACAAAGGAGUGAAAACAGCGGCUGGGGGAGGUUUGAACUGUCCUGUGCGCAAGAUGAUGGUGAAAGCGCUACUUGUUGUCAUGGUGAUACUGGCGGGUGGUCUGAGCUCCGCUCUCCCUCUGGAAGCUGAAAGCAGAAAUGUCAGAGUGCGCAGAGACUGUAAAGAGUGUCCAGCAGGACAAUACUUGUUAAGUUGUUCUGAGUGUUCUGCAUGUUCUAAAGGUUCAUACACAAGCCAGGUGAACAGUGAGCGUACAUGUCAUCCCUGCUUCAAGAACUGUGUGGCAGCGUUUCACAUGCAGGUGGUGAAAGCGUGCAGCAGUGUGUCUGAUGUGGUGUGCCGCUGUAUGGACGGCUUUUUCUGCAGUGAGGAAGAUCCCUUUACAGGCCAGUGCAGCCAGUGUGAACCAACUAAAACUUCAACCUCACAAUCCACUACAACUUCGACUACUCUGCUUAGUUCUAAACCUACGCCUAACCCGACCCCGACUCCAGGCGCGGGUAUGUUGGACGUUUGGAUUUUAAUUGUUGUGCUGUUGAGUGUGCUACUUAUCAUCUUCAUCAUGCUGCAUCUUUGCAGGCAAUAUAAAAAAGAGUGCCUGAAGAAAUUGGUGAAGCGAUGCUCACAUGGUAAUCAAAAGUUACAGGGGGACAUUGUUACUACAUCUUCUCAAAGAAGCGAGCCAGUCAAACACAUCCAGGCAGAGGAGGUGCACCCACACACACCUACAUCCACCUGCAGCGCCUCAGACGGCCCGACUCCUCAACCAGUCAGCACAGAGCCGCCUCUACCUGCUGCUGGAAACCUGGGUCCUCUCCACAUAUAUGGUGCAAACACAGUGUUUGUUAGUUUGCUGAACCAGUUUGGACAGAACGCAGGAGAGAAGGAUGAUGAGGAUGUCCACCAGCGGAGUUUAAACGAGAGUGAGCUGCACUGUCCUACUUCUCCACUCCCUCUGUCCACAGAGGAAAGGAACAGAGACAGCAGUUACAUCUCUUUUCCCUCUCAAGAGCAAGGGAAAGAAUGCCACAUGUCCAAAGAAGAGGGAUUGUAAUGGAAGUUUCAGUCCUUUCCGUUUGCUAUGCUAUGCUAUUGUGAUUUAUGAGGACUCUACACCACAACUUUGGCUGUGUGCUUCUGCUUAAAGCAGAGAGGCCUGUCCAAAGAUUGGUUUACACUCAUAACGUCACUAACGUCAGCCGAUCUGAACCUGUCGGCCUGGAUCCCGUCAAAAGGCAGCAUGAAACAGAUAUGCACACAUUUAUGAAUGUGUGUAUGAGUGUGUAAGCAUGCUUCCACAUGUGUGUAUGUGUGAAGAUGUAGAUGGGGCCUUGGCGUUUGUUUCAGUCAUGCUGUUCACAAUCGUAGAUGAAGAUACAAUGAUGAAUCUCCAGAAGGCCUGGAUACAGGGCAUAUGGGUGGCAUUGGUUGGUUUUUGGAUGUCUCACAAAAACAUUUUAGAAUGUACAGCGUUUUAAGUGGGUGUCAAAAAAAAAAGCAUGUUAAUUAGCAUUUUAGAUCCAGAAUGAUAUAAUAAUUGGCAGAU
Colossoma macropomum (tambaqui) is the source of this 1891-nucleotide messenger RNA. Its product is annotated as tumor necrosis factor receptor superfamily member 14. The record is from RefSeq and is a predicted model, not a curated record. Gene Ontology annotation, biological process: positive regulation of T cell migration; positive regulation of cytokine production involved in immune response; positive regulation of peptidyl-tyrosine phosphorylation. Gene Ontology annotation, molecular function: protein binding. The transcript has 9 exons. Gene Ontology annotation, cellular component: external side of plasma membrane. The coding region runs from base 398 to 1399 and encodes 333 amino acids. Lineage: Eukaryota; Metazoa; Chordata; Actinopteri; Characiformes; Serrasalmidae.